Lottia gigantea (owl limpet) is the source of this 573-nucleotide messenger RNA. RefSeq lists its product as hypothetical. NCBI's taxonomy places the organism in Eukaryota, Metazoa, Mollusca, Gastropoda, Lottiidae. Gene Ontology annotation, molecular function: acyltransferase activity. The transcript has 4 exons. Bases 1 to 573 code for a protein of 190 amino acids. The record is from RefSeq and is a predicted model, not a curated record.
AUGAGAGCUACUUAUAAAGAUGCAUUUCAGAAGAAAACGGGUUUAAAACUAGGAUUUAUGUCAGCAUUUGUGAAAGCCUCUGCUUAUGCUUUACAAGAUCAACCUGUAGUUAAUGCUGUUAUAGACAAUACAGAAAUAGUAUAUAGAGACUAUAUUGAUAUUAGUGUUGCUGUAUCUACUCCUAAGGGUUUAGUAGUACCGGUGUUAAGAAAUGUAGAAACAAUGAAUUUUGCUGAUAUAGAAAAAAAUAUAGCAGAAUUAGGUGUAAAGGCAAGAGAUGGUAAUUUAGCUAUUGAAGACAUGGAUGGAGGAACUUUUACCAUCAGUAAUGGUGGUGUGUUUGGUUCAGUAUUUGGUACACCCAUUAUCAAUCCACCACAAUCAGCUAUAUUAGGAAUGCAUGGUAUAUUUGAUAGACCAGUUGCAAUUGAUGGAACGGUUAAAAUUCGACCAAUGAUGUAUGUUGCCUUAACUUAUGAUCAUAGAUUGAUAGAUGGACGAGAGGCAGUCACAUUUUUACGUAAAAUUAAGUCCAGUGUUGAAGACCCUAGAACUGUAUUAUUAGAAUUAUAA